AAGAUUUUGAGGACAAGUGGAUUCAGCAGACGGGAGGAAUCGAAUCCAAUGACCUGACCACUCAUCUACACAUCUACGAAGCAUCGUUAGAUUGUUAGCUGGCGAGUUGCACACUAGACCCUCUUGUCGUCUCUCUCGAGACCACAUCGAAUGAAACAAGCCUCGACGAAAUCCAGUCAAGGGUUGGAAUCCAGUGGCCCCCAACUCCUCCUCCUCCUCGCCGAAACGACCUCGUAGCCAUGAACAGACUCUGCUGGUCACGUACAGGUUGCUUCAGCUCGGGGAAUGGAAAUUCAAGGCUCAAUAAGGGCGGCAUUGCAUGUCGGCAACGAGGCCUGCUGCAACGAAAGGACAAUAAGGAACCGAUUUGUUGCAGUAAAUGCUGAAACGGGAUGGAGUUCGUUCGAGUCUAUGUCGUUGCGGGCCUAGGGGAGCAAUAAAGAACGCAUAACGGAUGCGCUCGUAACUAACGCACAGCGUAAUGGGAAGCGAGGUCGAGGGUCGAAGAGAUCCGCAUUCCUGCUGCGAUUUCCCAACAGCUCCGACUUUUUCGCACACCUCAAACGGGGACAGUACGAUCGAUGUACAUGAGCACUCAUUGCGCUGGCAUCUUCCGUCGCUCCCUCUUGGGAACAGCAGCUUCUUCUCAGCUGCAGUGGACCGGAAUUGAAUCUGCUCGAGCUGAUUUUCCGUGGGUAGCAUCGCCGCAGCUGACGGCCGAAUUUAGAAGGGCACGACUGUGCUGUGCUGUUUGGCGUGGGGGUCACUUCACACCCGAGCAGUUUGGACGGACUCGAGAACCCGCCGAGUGCAAAGAUGGAAAGCGGAGGUGGUGCAAGGGUAGAUGAAUCGCACUCGAGCUCAAGUUCGGCCGCUAGAUCCACUCGAAUCUGGAUUGGAUUCAGCCCCUGUUGUCAUCUGAAAAGUGGCCACUUCUGAUUGGCAGGCUUAUUGUCAACGACGCCGCAGACCUCAAGUUAGGUUCCCUUCGGCGUUCCUGCGGCCGUAGCGUAUUCCCUAGAGGAUCUCCCUCGAGAAUCAGUUGCUCUAGGAUGGUGAAUCGGCUCCACACCUAUCAUAAUCUCAGUUCUGAAACUUUAGGGCAGCCAGCAGGAUUUUCAAAUUUUUUUCAGCUUGCUAACUACGCUUUUCAUCGACUCCUGCCUUCAGUUCGGAACUCAGAGAUUACAGAGUUACUAUAUUCUUGCCUGUAGCGCAGAUAAUUUAUUCCUCGAUAAAUCGCUUCAGCAGUACUUCGAUCGUUUCCGUCGGUCGGUGCUCUGGACGACGUUUCGGAAUUGUAUUCUACGUCAUAGAGACCGACAUCAUACUGUCAUGGAUUUUCUGGAGGUGAGUGUUGGUAAUUCCGUCA
This is a messenger RNA of Marchantia polymorpha subsp. ruderalis, 1372 nucleotides long. Lineage: Eukaryota; Viridiplantae; Streptophyta; Marchantiopsida; Marchantiales; Marchantiaceae. The record is from the annotation of a GenBank genome assembly.